UAUGUCUUCUUCUGGAUCAUUAAUCGUGGCUCUAUAAUUGCUAUUUCUUAUAUCUGUUUAGUAAUAGCUUGUGGUAAGCCUUGGGCAAAAACUCUCUUCCCCUUAACUUGCAUGUUGUGUGAGGGUUUCAAUUAUCUGUCACUAUCUCUACCAGUCCCGAAAUACCUCAAUUUGCAUAUCUCGGAUAAGCAUGACUCACCCCUUAACAACGCGGAAUGA
Molecule: messenger RNA, 219 nt
Organism: Trichoderma gamsii
Lineage: Eukaryota; Fungi; Ascomycota; Sordariomycetes; Hypocreales; Hypocreaceae
Exons: 2
Source: RefSeq, a predicted model, not a curated record